This is a messenger RNA of Marasmius oreades (fairy-ring Marasmius), 846 nucleotides long. RefSeq lists its product as uncharacterized. Bases 1 to 846 code for a protein of 281 amino acids. The record is from RefSeq and is a predicted model, not a curated record. The transcript has 5 exons. Gene Ontology annotation, biological process: transmembrane transport; trehalose metabolic process. Gene Ontology annotation, cellular component: membrane; fungal-type vacuole. Lineage: Eukaryota; Fungi; Basidiomycota; Agaricomycetes; Agaricales; Marasmiaceae. Gene Ontology annotation, molecular function: alpha,alpha-trehalase activity; ABC-type peptide transporter activity; ATP hydrolysis activity.
AUGGAAACUGUCGCCACGAUACCGCCCCUUGAAGUUCCACAAGAGCCCCCAGCGAUCGUUGAAUCCAACCGUACCCCUGGAUAUUGGCCAUCCUCAAGUGCAAACAGCGACACACUUAUCCGGGUCGAGAAUGUAUCUGUCAAGUAUGCUCCGGAGCUUCUGGAAGUACUGCAAGACAUAUCGUUUACGCUUAAAGCUGGAGAGCAGGUGGGGUUACUUGGAAGGACGGGGAGUGGAAAGUCGACGUUGGCUUGUGUGUCUGUUCAAACAUUCACACUGUACACUCGCAACUCCCUCAAACACACCGCAGACUUGACAAAACUGAACCUUCGGAGUACCAUCCCUGUGGAUUUGAACAGUAUUCUCUAUCGCAAUCAUCUCCUCCUAGCCGAUCUGCAUGGAUCCUCAGAUACAGCAGCAGCGGAGAGGCAUCGUAUGGCAGCUGCGAGUCUCAAGGAUGGUAUCCUUGACUUGUUCUGGGACUCUAACAAGGCUGCGUUCUGUGACUUCAACCUUAAAACCAAUACAGAAAUGACAUAUAUUUACUACUGCCACGUUCUAUCCUUUCUGGAGGAUGCUCCGAAUGCCUGGCCUCCGCAUAACUACAUAACCCUUCGUGCUCUUCCUUCCAACAUCACAAGUAAUGCACCACCGAACCCAGCAGACGGUCAAUCCAGUUUCAGCCUCAUCCCUUCGGGACAAUUAGAUCUCGAAGGGUCUCAGCUCCCCGGUCAACAAGUGACGACGAGCUCCAACGCGACUACGACUGGCUCGGGGGCGGAUGUCAACAGAUUGAACGGAACGGUGGUCAACACCAUUGGGAAUGCCACGCAAGGUGAAGGUUGA